CUACUCUGAGUUCAGUAACUGCGAGCAAGGAAAGCAUGAUUGAGAACAGUUUCUCAUUUUGAUCCCACAAUCAACGCAUGAUAGCUUUAUUUUCAGGUGGCUUUUUAAUAAUGGUAUUAGUACUUCGAAAAACUAUUAGAAACAUGAGAGCUGGCAUGAAAAUUACCCCAUGUUAGUCAUCUCUUUCUUCUACCUUGCACAAGUCUUGUUGGAUUACAAUCUUUGAGUACAUGAGGAAGAAAAAAUUGAUUCUUGUUGCAUUCCCUUCUCUUGCCGUAGUCCUCUUCAUCUUCAUCAUCUUCUUCAGUAUCCGCUUAAAGUCCCCUUCUUCAACUGCAACAAAAAGUAUCAUUAUACUGCAGGACACAUCCCAUCUAGAGUCGCAGUUCACCCUUUUGAUAGGAAUUCUUACUCGUCCAGACAAUUAUGAACGUCGCCAUUUCCUCCGCCUCAUCUACGGGAUUCAAUCCUCUCCCAUAGCCAAGAUUGAUGUGAAGUUCGUAUUCUGCAAACUCACCAAGCCCGAACAAAGAACUUACGUUGCUCUUGAGAUCAUGCGCUUUCGCGACAUUAUCAUCCUUAAUUGUACCGAGAACAUGAACAGUGGAAAAACUUAUGCUUAUUUCUCUAGCCUACCAAGAAUCUUGCCACGGCAUUAUGACUAUGUCAUGAAAGCCGAUGAUGAUGUUUUCUUGAGGCUUGUGCCGUUGGCAUUGUCUCUCCAGCCAUUACCAAGAUCAGAUAUGUAUUAUGGAUUCGUCAUUCCUUGUCCAAGCAUGAACCCGUUUGUGCAUUACAUGUCAGGAAUGGGAUUUAUUCUGUCUUGGGACCUUGUCCAGUGGAUCGCAGUUUCCGACAUUCCUGCAAAUGAUACCUUUGGUCCUGAAGAUAAGCUUGUUGGAAAAUGGCUGGAUAUGGGGAAAAAGGCAACGAACAGGUUUUCUAAUAAGCCAGCAAUGUAUGACUAUCCAGGAACUAAUAGCAGGUGCUCACAUGAUCUCAUUCCUGACACCAUUGCAGUUCACCGGCUAAAAAAGUGGGAACAAUGGUUUCACGUGCUCAGUUUCUUUAAUGUAACUGAAGAGCUAGCUUGAAAAAUCCAAUCUUUACAGUGUAUGAUUUGAUUGUUUUGCUAUAAAUCUAAAUAAUACCAGUUUCAGAAUCUGGCAUAUUUUUAAGGCUUUAUUCGAAAGUGAAAGGUAGUCAUAAUCACAGUUUCCAUGCUACUGUUUCAGAUUCUGAUGCUUAAGCUCAUUGAUAGAUAAAAAGCAGAGAUGCAAUUAUCAAUUCCGGAGGACAGUGCCAAAAUUAUGUAGUUAUACAGAGCUAAGCAGUAAUACGUUCCUAAGAUCAAAACAAGAUCUGGUUAGCACCAAAUUAAGAUAAAAGCCUAUG
Coffea arabica (coffee) is the source of this 1395-nucleotide messenger RNA. RefSeq names its product beta-1,3-galactosyltransferase pvg3-like. Gene Ontology annotation, cellular component: membrane. Gene Ontology annotation, molecular function: hexosyltransferase activity. Lineage: Eukaryota; Viridiplantae; Streptophyta; Magnoliopsida; Gentianales; Rubiaceae. The record is from RefSeq and is a predicted model, not a curated record.